Messenger RNA from Bufo gargarizans (Asiatic toad), 2023 nucleotides. RefSeq names its product chaperonin containing TCP1 subunit 2 (gene CCT2). The coding region runs from base 134 to 1741 and encodes 535 amino acids. Gene Ontology annotation, molecular function: ATP binding; ATP-dependent protein folding chaperone; ATP hydrolysis activity. Gene Ontology annotation, biological process: protein folding. The transcript has 16 exons. NCBI's taxonomy places the organism in Eukaryota, Metazoa, Chordata, Amphibia, Anura, Bufonidae. Gene Ontology annotation, cellular component: cytosol; chaperonin-containing T-complex. The record is from RefSeq and is a predicted model, not a curated record.
AGUGUGGAGAGCCACAGCCCACACUCUGGUGUUUUCUGCGACCUCCUCCUUGUCGUUAGCUGCGUCACUUCCAGUCUACAACUGGCGUCUGGAGCAGUAGCGUGUUCCCCAUUGUACGCCCCGUGGUCUCAGGAUGGCUUCCAUGUCGCUAGCACCAGUGAACAUCUUCAGAUCAGGCGCUGAUGAAGAACGAGCGGAGACUGCCCGCCUGUCUUCCUUUAUUGGGGCCAUUGCUAUUGGAGACUUGGUGAAAAGUACCCUGGGACCAAAAGGCAUGGACAAGAUCCUCAUAAGCAGUGGCAGAGACAGCAGUGUUACUGUAACCAACGAUGGAGCAACUAUUCUGAAGUCUAUUGGAAUUGACAAUCCUGCUGCCCAAGUGUUAGUAGAUAUGUCCAAAGUCCAGGAUGAUGAAGUAGGUGACGGUACAACAUCAGUGACGGUGCUGGCUGCUGAGUUGCUCAGAGAAGCUGAACUUUUGAUUGCCAAGAAGAUUCAUCCACAGACUAUUAUUUCUGGGUGGAGACAAGCUACCCAGGUUGCCAGGGAAGCACUUCUUAAGGCAGCAUUGGAUCAUGGAAAUGAUAAAGAGCAGUUCGAGGCUGAUCUGUUGAAUAUUUCCAGAACAACAUUGUCUUCUAAGCUCCUGACUCAUCAUAAAGAUCAUUUUGCAAAACUUGCUGUUGAAGCUGUGCUUAGGCUGAAGGGUUCUGGAAAUCUGGAAGCCAUCCAUGUCAUUAAGAAGUUAGGAGGAAGUUUAACUGAGUCUUAUUUGGAUGAAGGUUUCCUGUUGGACAAGAAAAUUGGGGUAAAUCAACCAAAGCGUAUUGAAAAUGCAAAAAUACUUAUUGCAAAUACAGGAAUGGACACUGACAAGAUUAAGGUUUUUGGCUCAAGGGUACGUGUAGACUCUACUGCAAAAGUGGCCGAAAUUGAGUCAGCAGAAAAGGAGAAGAUGAAGGAGAAAGUGGAGCGCAUUCUAAAACAUGGGAUCAACUGUUUUAUUAACAGACAACUGAUUUAUAACUACCCAGAGCAGCUCUUUGCCUCUGCCGGAGUGAUGGCAAUAGAACAUGCAGACUUUUCUGGAGUUGAGCGUUUGGCCCUUGUUACAGGUGGAGAGAUAGCAUCUACUUUUGACCAUCCCGAGCUGGUAAAACUUGGAAGCUGUAAAGUUAUUGAAGAAGUAAUGAUCGGGGAAGAUAAGUUAAUUCACUUCUCAGGUGUUGCCAUGGGAGAAGCUUGCACAAUUGUUCUUCGUGGUGCAACACAGCAGAUUUUGGAUGAAGCUGAGAGGUCACUUCAUGAUGCACUCUGUGUACUAGCUCAGACUGUGAAAGAUAGCAGAACGGUUUAUGGAGGAGGCUGCUCAGAGAUGUUGAUGGCCAAUGCUGUAACGGAUCUCGCUAACAGAACACCAGGGAAGGAAUCUGUGGCAAUGGAAUCUUUUGGCAGAGCACUACAAAUGCUUCCAACUAUUAUAGCAGACAAUGCUGGCUAUGACAGUGCUGACCUGGUGGCCCAACUGAGAGCAGCUCACAUUGAGGGAAAGUCUACCUAUGGGCUUGAUAUGAGAAAUGGCAUUAUAGGCGAUAUGGGAGAGCUGGGUAUCACUGAGAGCUUCCAGGUAAAGAGACAAGUCCUGCUGAGUGCAGCUGAAGCUGCUGAAGUCAUCCUGCGUGUGGACAACAUUAUCAAAGCUGCACCAAGGAAACGUGUCCCUGAUCAUCACCCCUGUUAAACAUUUCACCUGAUCAGUUGUGGAGCAGACUGCACUUCGACGCUUUUUGAUGAACCAGGCAGAAGAAAGGCUGUAUGACUACGUCAUCUUGGCACUUGAGGAUAACACCCACACUGGUGGUUUAUUUAUUGUUAGAAGGAAACUUCUUUUUCUUACUUAAAAUUUGUUAAGUCAUAUGCAUACUCUUUCAGGACGGAGCACUGAAAAAUAAAAAUAUUCAAGUGAAAUUAUUUCUUUAAGAGUAGUAUAUCUUUAAAAAAAUAAAAUUAAACCACAGGCUCC